Spirodela intermedia is the source of this 3880-nucleotide messenger RNA. NCBI's taxonomy places the organism in Eukaryota, Viridiplantae, Streptophyta, Magnoliopsida, Alismatales, Araceae. The record is from the annotation of a GenBank genome assembly.
AUGGAGCCAUCUUCGUCCGCGGAGAUAGCGCGGAAGACGUGGGAACUGGAGAACAACAUUGUCUCCGUGGAGGGAACGGACCCCGACGGGAUCUACUUCUACAACGAGGCGGCACAGAGCAAGGUGCAGCAGGAGAAGCCCUGGAUGAACGACCCGCACUACUUCCGGCGAGUGAAGGUCUCCGCGCUCGCUCUACUGAAGAUGGUGGUCCAUGCUCGCUCCGGAGGGACGAUCGAGAUUAUGGGGGUGAUGCAGGGGAAGAUCGACGGCGACACCUUCAUCGUCAUGGACGCCAUCGCGCUCCCCGUUGAGGGCACCGAGACGCGUGUCAAUGCGCAGGCCGACGCCUAUGAGUACAUGGUGGAAUAUUCUCAGGCAAACAAGCUGGUAGGAAUAUGAUUAUUUCAGAGUUAGACGGGGAGGGAUAGGUAUCCGACGAGCUUUCUUUGUUGUUUUGAUGCUUUUUCUGCGAUUCUCAAGUCACCUCCCAGUCGUGGCUGUUUUUGGGUCCGCUGUCGAGUUUUUUUGGAGACCGAGAAACUUCGAAAAUCGGAAGAGCAUAUGUAGACAUAUACAUCGAGUUAUGUUGUUAGAGGGAAGACAUAGUAGUCUAGGGGAAUGUUGCCAAAUUUAGGAAACAAUCGUGUGCAUAUAGUCCGGGAUGGGGAUUACAACCUCGUGCGGGGCUUCUACAGACUUUACUUUUUGUCCGGGAUGGGAAUUCUUGACGAUAACAAAUGAAACGCGUUGGGGUUCAUAAACUCCUCCCGUUCGUGUCAUUCCUGUCCUGCCAAUUUUUCCGGUUUCUUGUGCUUUGUCUUAAUGGAUUUUAUCGUCUCAGUGAUUUGGGCUCAUUGUGGACGAAGUAUAGUUCUUGAGCUGGUUUGUUAUUGGAAUAUAGGCUGGAAGAUUGGAGAACCUGGUUGGUUGGUACCAUUCACACCCAGGUUAUGGUUGUUGGCUUUCUGGCAUUGACGUGUCAACACAGAUGCUUAACCAGCAGUACCAGGAUCCCUUUUUCGCUCUAGUGAUUGAUCCAACAAGGACGGUUUCUGCUGGAAAGGUUGACAUCGGGGCAUUCAGGGCAUAUCCCGAGGGAUAUAAACCGCCUGAUGAUCCCGUAUCAGAAUACCAGACGAUCCCUCUCAACAAAAUCGAAGACUUUGGUGUUCAUUGCAAACAGGUAGCUGGGUUUUGUUUUAUUUAAUUUUUUUUCCCUAUUACUUAAUCCAUGUUGUUUGGUUCAGUAUUAUGCCCUGGACAUCACAUAUUUCAAGUCUUCUCUGGAUUCCCACCUCCUGGAUCUGCUGUGGAACAAGUAUUGGGUGAACACCCUUUCUUCCUCGCCUCUCCUUGGGAAUAGAGACUACGUUGCAGGACAGAUUUCUGAUCUAGGUGAGCUGUUUGUAUGUUCGCGGAAGGAUUCGGUGUUAUUUUUUUUUCAUGAACUUUUUUAUGUUUUGUCGGAUGUGAUUUCGAAGGAAACAUCACGUUUUCCCCCCAUAAACUAAACUAUUACGUUUGAGUUCAUACAAUUUGUUUUUUGACAUAUAUAUUAUUGCACUUUUCUGCAGCGGAGAAACUGGAGCAAGCAGAGAACCAGCUGUCUCACAUGCGUCUGGGAUCUUUUAUACUUGCAUCGCAAAAAAAAAAAGAGGUAAGUCUAAAGUUUUUCCAAAUUUAGUCGUUAAUUUCUCUUUUAAGGCAUAUGAUUAGGUCAGAGUUAUAAUUAUUAUUAUUUUAUCGUGCUCCUUUAUUUCUGGCCAAUAUUCUGUUUCAGUGUUGUAAUUUUGAGACAUGUAAAUACUGUCUUUGGGUAUUUUUCCUCAUAGAGCCGACUGGACAGUGUUUCCUUUAUUGGGGGGAAAGAAGUGUGAAUAGUGAUGCAUUGUUACACGGUUAUGGAAUUUAUGAGCAUCACAAACAUGCUAUUCAGAUAUUUACAGUUUCAAUUAAUUUGUUAGGAGCCUUUGAGACUUGUUUUCUAUUUUAAUGUUUGAUUUACUCUUCGAUCUUUGAAAAUCACCUCAGAAUAUAUUACUGUUGCUUCUAUUUAAACAUUUUAAAAGACCUCAUAAAGCCUCAGCAAGGAAAAGUUGAACUCCUUGUUAUGCCUUCUUUUUUGUUUCUUCUUUUGGGGGGUCCGUGUGCAUAUAUCUCUGAUGGUUUUUAUUAUGAUAUCUAUGUCAUAUAAGAAUAACGAGGAAUGCAAAAAUGUGUUUUCUCAAAUGUUAAAGGAGCAGGAAAGUGGGUAUCCUCUGUUUUUACUCUAUUAAUUGCUGAUAUCCUUCAGUAUUUUUAUCAAAUAGAAUUUCCCUUCAUUUCUAACUAUGUUUUAUCUGAAACAAGAUUUCACCUUUCUCGCCUCAACUUUCCUUCCUCCUGGCCAUUAUACUAUUUCCCUUUUCUGAGGUGCUCAUAUUUUAGAAUCUAUGGCCGGAAGCAAAUAACAGCAACAUGAGACGGUCUAGAUCGUACGAUCACAUGUUUGGGCGCCCAAUGAGCAGGGCCUCACAAAUGUGUUAGGGAAGUAAAGAAGUGAAAUUUCCGCAUAAUGGACAUUUUCUGCUGCUUUGCGCUGACCAGUCUAACUGAGUUCCUAAUUCUUAAUUUUUAUAUGAUUUGUCUUGAGGUACACUUCGAUAUCCUAUCGUAAUGCACCUCUCUUUAAUACAUGUAACUGGUCGCACAGCCGCCUUUUUUUCUCCGUAGAAAAGCAUAAUCCCGUCUAUAGACUUAUUUUCUUUUUCUUUUUCCGUAUACGGUUGCAAGCGUUUGUCCGAGAAUCCUCAUUUUAUUGAUGGUAUGUUGGACAAGGGCUCUAUUGUCGUUGUUAUGUUGCACUACACAUUCUUGGACUACCACGGUUAUUGCCACUCCAAUGAAGGGAUUCAAUAUCAAGGAUGUUGUUCAGUGCGACAUCUCUGGUUGGCGCCCGUGUGAAAUUUAGAUUUUUCCACACUCUUGUAGAAAAGUAAAUGUCAUUUUCCACUGGCAACAUUUUUCAAUCUAGCUAUUUGCAAUUUCAUUCUAAUCUCGGUAAGCUGAAGAAGAUAAGAUAUAAGAAAACUGGGGUGAUUGUCUUGAUUUUUUUUUUUUCUUGUUGUUAUUGCUCUCAGAUUGUAGGCUCGUAUGGGAAAUUAUAUCUUAAUCUUGAGAUUCCUAAUGAUGCUUGUCCAGCCAUAACCAAUGCCGAUCCACCCUGAUUUAGGCCGCAGUUUCAGUGAGCUGUUAGGAUUAACCCUUGGGGCAAUGAUACUAUGCAACCCAUUUAUGAACCUCGUCUCCCUCCAGUGCUUUCCAGAACAAAUCUUUCAAAUCUGGCAUUCUCAGUGUGCGGUGCUCCUGAGAUUAUUUUUUUUCGCUUUUUUUAUUCAAAUUAGUAUCCCCAUUGGGAGUUGGACCAUACUGGCUGGUAGAACCUCUUGGACAGCGAAAGAGUUGUCAAACAGUAUUGUCGUCUUUCUACUGGAAAAAACUUAGCCGGUAACAAAUUUAAUCCAACCAUUAAUUUGGUGAGAUCAUCUUUCUAAAACUUUUUCACAGUUUUUAUCCAACCUGUCUUCUCCAAGACCUCAUGCAACCGUUCCUCUGUGGCGCAGGAAGAAUCUCAGCUAGCAAAGAUAGCCAGGGACAGUUCAAAGAUCACCGUGGAGCAGGUUCAUGGACUUAUGUCGCAGGUGAGUUAUCCUUCGGAGAAGAUGCCGACAUAUCAAACAUUAUUAUUGCUCCCGUCAUCUAUCAUUUCCAACUCUUCCCUGAUUUUUUUUCUACUUAUAAGGUCAUUAAGGACACCCUUUUCAAUUCCACACGCCCUGCCAACUGGAGACGGACGAACACGACAAGCUCGCCAGCUCCGGAGCCCAUGAUCGAACCUUGA